UCUUCAUGCCAUUUUUCCUCCUUAAGAGGUGAGCCACUCAAGGGUAUUAUUGGCUGCCUCCCCUUUAAGGGGUCUUCACCCCCCCCCCCAAUAUCUUCACUCAGGGUUAUUGUCCCGUCUUCAAGGGGGGGUGCGUUUCUUCUCCCUGUCCAGAUGUCUUAAUCUCUCGCCCCAUUUCAGAGGGUCUUUAAUUGCCCGUUUUCUCUGCCCGCAACAUUGCAUUGCAACCGAACCCCCCCCCCCCCUUAAUCCUCUGGCCUGACUCUCCAUGGAGAAAGGAUUGGCCCUCUCUUUUCAAAGAGCUCGUAUUAUUGUUUUAACCUUCUUCCAGCAACAUCGUUUCCCCACUGGGGGGGAUUCAUUGCAAAUAAAGGGAGCUGGCCUAGCCCUAACGCUCUUUUAAAAGAUAACCCCCCUUUGAACCAUCUUAACCCCUUCCUCCCCUGGAAAAGGUGCUAUUAUAGCUCCCCUCCACCCCUUUGAAUGCCAGGUAGCCUUAAGAAUCCCCAUGUACCGCCAUUGCCUGGUGACCUCCUUUAGUGCAAGCCUUUUGCCUUUAAGAAUCAUCAUCGUAAUAAUUGCUGUCCUUAUUCAUAAAGCCCCGGAAGGUCCCUUCCACGCCGGCUUUCUUCUGCCGCUAGCUCUGCCCCCUUCCCCCUCCAAAGGAAGCCUGACCCCCCCACACGCACACCUCAGUCCACCUGCCUGCCUCCCUUUCCCCAUGCCAGGAAAAGCUAGCAGCCUUUGGGAAGCCGGAGCAGUCAGCCAGUAUCCCCCGACCCCCUUUGCCUGGGGGGGCGGCUUGCACCUCCCUGAGCCUCAUGAUGGCAGCUGCCCCCCCUCCAUCUUCCCUUGGGAGCAGUCAGGAAAGAGAGGCAAGGAGUCCCCCUGCCCUGCACCCCGUUGUUCUUCCCAUCCACCGGGCUGGGUGCUGAUGUGAGCUUGGCUUAGCUUCCUCUGGUUAGCCCCCCUUUCUCCUUUAUUCUCACCCCCCCCUCCUCCUGGAUUUUAAGGGCUUCAUGCCCCCUGGGGAUGAUGGAGGUGGUGGGGGAUUUUGAAUACAGCAAGAAGGACCUGAUAGGACAUGGAGCCUUUGCUGUGGUCUUCAAAGGUCGUCACCGCAAGAAAACUGACUGGGAAGUGGCUAUUAAAAGCAUUAACAAAAAGAACUUGUCAAAGUCUCAGAUCCUGCUUGGGAAAGAGAUAAAAAUUUUAAAGGAACUUCAACAUGAGAAUAUCGUCGCUCUCUAUGAUGUCCAGGAGAUGCCCAACUCUGUCUUCCUGGUAAUGGAGUAUUGCAACGGUGGAGACUUGGCAGAUUACUUGCAAGCAAAGGGAACCCUGAGUGAGGACACCAUCCGGGUGUUCCUCCAGCAGAUUGCUGCAGCCAUGCGCAUCCUCCACAGCAAAGGGAUCAUUCACAGGGACCUCAAACCGCAGAACAUCCUUCUGUCGUACACUAGCCGCAGGAAGUCGAGCAUCAGCAGCAUCCGUGUCAAGAUAGCUGACUUCGGGUUUGCUCGUUAUCUGCAGAGCAAUAUGAUGGCUGCCACCCUUUGUGGGUCCCCUAUGUAUAUGGCUCCCGAGGUGAUUAUGUCACAGCACUAUGAUGCUAAAGCCGACCUGUGGAGUAUAGGAACGGUGAUCUAUCAGUGCCUGGUUGGAAAACCACCUUUCCAGGCCAACAGCCCUCAAGAUUUAAGAAUGUUUUAUGAAAAGAAUAGGAAUCUGAUCCCGAGUAUUCCCAGGGAGACGUCUGCUUACUUGGCUGACCUGUUGCUGGGCUUGCUUCAGAGAAACCAGAAAGACAGAAUGGACUUUGAUGCGUUCUUCGGCCACCCCUUCCUCGAUCAGGUUUCGACUGUCAAAAAAUCUUGCCCUGUGCCCGUACCGACGUACACCGGCUCUGUUUCCGGUAGUUCCUGUAGCAGUUCUCCCUCGUGCCGGUUUGCUUCACCCCCAUCACUCCCAGAUAUGCAGCACAUCCAGGAAGACAACCUGUCUUCGCCUCCCUUGGGGCCUCCAAACUACCUUCAGGUCUCCAAAGAUUCUGCCAGCACCAGUAGCAAGAACUCCUCUUGUGACACAGACGACUUUGUCCUGGUCCCGCACAACAUCGCCCCCGACCAAUCAUAUGAUAUGCCUCUGGCAGCUGUCGGCAGGCGGGCCUCGAGUGAAUUCUUAAUGUGUGGAGGGCAGUGCCAGCCCCCGGUCUCCCCCCGCAGCGAGACGGCGCCCAUCCCGGUUCCCACCCAGCUGCGCAAUUACCAGCGCAUCGAGCAGAACCUGACCUCUGCCGCCAGCCCCGUCUCAAAUCCUCACGGGUCACCAAGCGUGACUGGAAGCUCUGCAGUUGGCACCAUACCGGAGCAACUUGGACACUGCUGCUGUGGACAGCCGCAAGGACACGAAGCCAGGAGCCGGAACUCCUCAGGCUCCCCGGCCCCACAGUCUCAGUCUCCACAGUCCCUCCUGCUAGGAGCCCGGCUGCAGAGCACACCAACCCUGACGGACAUUUACCAAAACAAGCAGAAGCUUCGGAAGCAGCACUCGGACCCCGUCUGCCCAUCGUACGCCGGCUACAGCCACUCCCCGCAGCCCACCCGGCCAGUCAGCCUGGGGACAUCGCCCACCAAGCACAUGGGCUCCUCGCCCCGGAGCUCCGACUGGCUCUUCAAGACCCCCCUGCCCACUAUCAUCGGCUCUCCCACAAAGGCAACUGCACCUUUCAAGAUCCCAAAAACCCAAGCCUCCUCAAACUUGGUGGGCCUGGUCAGCCGGCAGGGGUCCGCAGCAGACGCCCCGUUGCAGCAGCUGAAGGACGCGAGUGAGAUGCGGGACUUCUCUCAUUUCCACUUGACCCCAGGAACCGAGAGGCAGGCAGCAGAACAGCACGGCAAGGCUCUCUUCGGCAGAUCCGUAAGCACCGGCAAGCUGUCCGAUCAGCAAGCGAAGACUGUUCUCGGCGGCCAGCUCUACCAGGGCAGCACAGACAGCCUUAAUACUGAACGGCCGAUGGACACAGCUCCUCCGGGGGCCUGUGGCCUCGCAGCAGUGACUCCUUCCAUGGGGGCCGGGACCUGCUCAAGAGCCGUGAUGUUCACCGUGGGAUCCCCUCCAAACAGCUCCACUCCUCCCACCUGCACCCACAUGGUCCUCAGAGCCAGGACGACGUCAGUUGGCUCCAACAGUUCUGGAGGGUCUCUCUGUUCGACCAGCGGCCGCAUCCACAUGGGGUCUCCACCUGGGGCCUAUAUGGGCUCAUCUCCUCCUGGACCAGAGGCAGCUCCGUGCCUGAAGUACAUGCCUUAUGGCACUUCGCCACCCAGUUUAGAGGGCUUUAUCACGUUCGAAGCCCCCGAGCUACCGGAAGAAACUUUGAUGGAGAGAGAGCACACGGAUACCCUGCGCCACCUGAACUUGAUGCUGGACUUCACGGAGUGCGUGCUGGACCUGACCGCCAUCCGGGGAGGGAACCCAGAGCUGUGCUCCUCCGCCGUCUCUCUGUACCAGAUCCAGGAGAGUGUGGUCGUUGAUCAGAUAAGCCAGCUGAGCAAGGACUGGGGGCAAGUGGAACAGCUGGUGCUGUACAUGAAAGCGGCACAGUUGCUGGCAUCCUCCUUGCAUCUGGCGAAAGCUCAGAUCAAAUCAGCAAAACUGAAUUUGUCCACUGCCGUGAAGCAAGUGGUCAAAAAUCUGAACGAGAGGUACAAAUUCUGCAUUGUCAUGUGCAAGAAGCUGACAGAGAAGCUGAACCGGUUCUUCUCGGACAAGCAGCGGUUCAUCGAUGAAAUCAACAGCGUCACGGCCGAGAAGCUCAUCUACAGUUGCGCAGUGGAGAUGGUACAGGCCGCAGCCCUGGAUGAGAUGUUUCAGCAGACAGAAGAUAUCGCAUAUCGAUACCACAAGGCGGCCCUGCUGCUUGAAGGCCUAGCAAAAAUUUUGCAGGACCCGGCCGAUAUAGAAAACAUCAAUAAAUAUAAGUCCAGUAUCGAACGGAGGCUCUCUGCCCUUUGCUGCAGCGCAGUGGCCGUUUACGAACAGUAGGCGCCGCAUCCAGGACCACUUGGGGACGUUUCACUUCAGCCCAAUGGCCAGCCAGGGUUCUACCCAAAUGGUUUGACUACCAAAGAAAAAACGCAGAUAAUUCAGAGAAGGGAAGACAUUCAAAACAGCUUUGCAGGAGGCUCGUCUCAUGACCGAUCCGGCCCCCCCCCUCCCUUCUCUUUUGCCGAGGAACCCGAUUUUAAAAGACUCGUCUUCACAGAUUCAACAAACCUUCCUUUGUGAACGUUCAGCUGGGGCUUGUGUUUGUCUUCAGAAGAAGAAGACACAAAGAGCCGCUUUCUUCUUCUGCGAGGUGUUUCCUCUUUGGAAAGGAUCCCUUUUUUUGGAGAGAUGGGAAAAUGUCGUUGACUUCAAACCUGUGUGUUUGGGAAGCUUUGGGGGGCUCAUCUCGAUUCAAAUUUGAGCUCGUGUCUUCUAAAUGCCACUGGAGACGCCAUCGAGGACAGGAGGAAACGGCGCCUUCUCAGAAAAGACGGGGGAGUUAUGGACCUGGGGACUUCUCGUGCGUUUUUGCUGUGGUAUGUUGAGAAUCCCUGCAACUAAUCUUAGCAGUUACUAUGGAUAUACACCCGUGACGUUUCCUUCUUGACUUCUCCAUUCCCUGUCGUCCCCCAGAACAGUUUGUAUUGCACUAAUUUACUAAAGAAACUCAUCUGUUUGUGAGGAAUUAUUAAUUUAAACAAGAAAAGGCACAACUCGGGGGGGGGAGGCGGUAUUUCACUAUACAUUAAAGACACACCCGACAGCAGCAGCAAAAGAGAGAACCAAACCUUUUCCGCAAUGAUGACCUGCAGCAACUUGGAAGACUUUCAGGCAAAGAAUGCCUUCCCGCGGACCUUCCGGUUUGAUACCAGUUUAUGUGAUAUUUCAGUAACUUUGCCGCUGUAUGGACCCUCUCGAUCACAUUCAGAAGUGGACGGGGGCCUCCCGUCUCCCCCUCCCCCCGGGAUAGAGGUUUGGUUCCUUCGUUCUGUUUGUCAGACCAGUUUCUCACCUCUUGGUUUUUUCCAUUCUGUGUUAGAAAGACAGUGUUGGACCUUUCCUUACAGAGCCUCUUGGAGGCCCAAGGUUUAGAAGUUUUGAUGUUGUGGCGUGGACCUUUUUUCUUACAAAUAGCAAAGUGUCCAGAAAAAAUCAGGGUGGUUUUUCCGUGCCGUGUACAAGGAGAUUCAGGAAGCUGCUCCUUUCUGGCUCCUUUUAGCUUUUCAUUUCUUCCGGCCAUCCCUUCCGAUGGCGUAGCAACUCUUGAAGUAUUUUUGGCAACUUUUGUUUCUCUGGAAAUUCUCUCUCUUUAAUUUUGAGAGAUUUUUUCCCUUUUAAUUCAUCAUAACUCAGCUGCUCAAACACUUGAAUACACAGCAUUCUUCAGAAUGAAAUCAUUUUGUACCUUCUUUUUGCCAGCCAGACCUCCUCUGCAGAGGGCGGUCACGGACAUCGAAGCUCCGUUGGAUUUUAUGGACUGAUACGAACCCUGGUUCUCCCCCCACCUCCCCACCCCCGUUUUUUGCUUUGACGAAGUAAUGUACUUUUUACCUUAUUUAUCUGUACAAGAAAUUCCAGCAGUUAAUUUGAAAAGUGUUUUUAUUUAUAUGAUGUUUGUAUUUUGAGGUCUUUAAUACAGUGUUUCUACUACCUCUCCUUUGUAACUGCAUGCGUUUAUUCAUGACCCAUAGUAUAAUAACUGAAAAAAGAAUCCUGUUGCAUAAUUUUUACUAUGGCCCUGUAUAAAUGUAUAUUAUGAGAAAAGAAUAA
Molecule: messenger RNA, 5820 nt
Organism: Gekko japonicus
Lineage: Eukaryota; Metazoa; Chordata; Lepidosauria; Squamata; Gekkonidae
Gene: ULK2
Product: unc-51 like autophagy activating kinase 2
Exons: 27
Coding region: 1033-4047 (1004 amino acids)
Biological process (GO): positive regulation of autophagy; protein autophosphorylation; peptidyl-serine phosphorylation
Cellular component (GO): cytoplasm; autophagosome
Molecular function (GO): protein serine/threonine kinase activity; ATP binding
Source: RefSeq, a predicted model, not a curated record